Messenger RNA from Acanthoscelides obtectus, 270 nucleotides. The record is from the annotation of a GenBank genome assembly. NCBI's taxonomy places the organism in Eukaryota, Metazoa, Arthropoda, Insecta, Coleoptera, Chrysomelidae.
AUGUUAAGGGUCGUCACAAGCUUUCCAUUAAAACACGUCUCAAAGCGUCGAAUUUGCCCAAAAAAGAAUGUUGAUCUACGAAUACUUCGAUUAGAAAACACAAUUAAAGAACUUGGACUAGAGAAUAAGCCAUCGGACAUACGGAACCUCGACGAAAGCAGUUCCGACCCAUCAAAAACCAAAAUCGUGGGACAGCGGGGACUACCAACUACGCAGACAACAAGUGGGCCAGGAAAACAGAACACUACGGCGGUCAUGCCAUCCACUUAA